Porites lobata is the source of this 12007-nucleotide messenger RNA. NCBI's taxonomy places the organism in Eukaryota, Metazoa, Cnidaria, Anthozoa, Scleractinia, Poritidae. The record is from the annotation of a GenBank genome assembly.
AUGGACUUGCAGCAAAGAAAAGCUCUUGCAAAUGGGGAUCACGUGACCGACAGGCAAAAACAAUGGGCAUCCCUUGGUGCUUGGUUUUUGGGACCCAAAGGAGAAAAUGGGGAAGUGUUUCGGGACCUCUUGACGAAGGCUGUCGAUUCGCAUAUCGGAUUCCGUCACAGGUAAUUUAAAGCAUAGGAGAACACAUGUUGUGUGGCCAGCAAUAAUCAGGUUGUAACGUGUUGUCUUCAUUUAUUUUUCUUAAAUGGGUAAUUUAUUUAUCUUACAGACUUAAAUUUUUUUUUGUUAUUAAUCACUUCAGCCACACCUAUAGUUAUUUGAAAUUGUCGAAACAAGAAGCAUGGCUUAUUUGUAAGCUUUGCGUCAGUAAUCCAAAAGCCUGCGUACAAAGGUCGCCCAAAACGGAGAGGGGACAAAGGAGGCCGUAUAGGAUUCUCCGAAACUGGUAUUUUAAGCAAAUAUAGACACCCUGAAUGGUUUUAUUCAACUUUCAUUCUAAUUAAAACGGCUACCGCGUUUCCCGCAGAAACGACGCUGGUUCACGCACGCUCACUACUUACUUUUGUAUUAAGAAAAUCUCGUCAGCUCGUAAUCGUCCUUUUCUCUAAUUACAAAGAGCUCUUAACUUAUCUAAAAAAACUAAGAGACGUGCCGGUGCUCACAGAUAAAUGGUUUCAAAUCACAAAAGUAUCACAUUUAUUCAUGUCAUACUCACCUCAUCCAAUAAUUGUCCAUUGUGUUCAACAGUUACUUCCCCUGUGAUCCCCCUUACGUCACAGACCAGCUUCGAGAAGCAGGAUCCUUCAACUUUGCCAUGGAGAGGUUAAAAACUGAGAUGGAAAAAUUGCAGGCCGAAUUAAAAAAGUCUGUUCCAUUCUUCAGUUCAAGAUACAAGGUAAAUACAUCAAGAAUUAAUUACUUUCAACCAUCAAUUCAUCUAUUCAUUUCGUUUUUUUUUCUUUUUCCUCAUGAAAAAUAAUAAUAACCGACAUAACGAUAUUGACGAACAUAACGAUAAAGAUAAAGAUAAAAACAAAGCCAUGAUAAUGAUAAUGACAGUGACAAUGACAAUGAUAAUGAUAAUGAUAAAGUUAAUGAUAAUGAUAAUCAUAAUAAUAACGAUAAAGAUAAUGAUAAUGAGAGUAAUAAUGAUAAUGAUAAAGAUAAAGAUAAAGACAAUGAUAUUGGUAAUGACAGUGAUAAUGGUAAUGAUAAAGUUAAUGGUAAUGAUAAUGAUAAUAAUAAUGAUAAUGAUAAUAAUAAUGCUAAUGAUAUUGAUAAUGACGGUGAUAAUGGUAAUGAUAAUGAUAAAGUUAAUGAUGAUGAUAACAAUAAUGAUGAUGAUAAAAAUAAUGAUGAUGAUAAUGACCAUGAAAAUGAUAAAGUUUUGAAAAUGAUAAUGGUGAUGAUAACGACAAAGGUCUUGAAAAUGAUAAUUGAUACUACUACUAGUGCUACUACGGAGCGCGCUCCUAUGCCUAAAGGGAUCGAGAACCCCGAGAAGGAGGAACUUAGAUGUUAAGGACAGGGAUCUAGAAAUAGAGAAGGGUCAAGCAGGACUUCCCUAGACUCAACAGCUAUAGAUGCCUUAUUAAAUGUCUGUAUUUUAUUUUAUUUUAUUUAAACAUUUGAAAGAAACUUUUGAAUUUUAGAGGCUGACAGUUUUUUUUUUAUUGAAAUGAAAUGUUUUUAAUUCGAAUAAAUUUUUCUUAGUUAAGUUAACUUUUUCUAAGCUAAAUUAAGUGUUUUUUAAAUCGACAGGAAUUGUAAAUAGCGUUUUGAAUGAAUAGUUUUUUUCUUUUUUUCAAGCGAAUUAAGGUCUCGGUAAAGGAAAACGAGGUGCCCACAGAAAAAAAUUCUAGUCGCGCGAGUAUUUUCGCUACAAAGGCAAGUUACAUAUCAAAUUAAAGCUAAAAGACUAAAUUACCUUAUAAAAGAUUUUAUUUCAUCGAAUUUCAAAAGGUGCUUAAGUUUUUUGUUCUCGAACUCAGAGGUAUCGAGUUUACUGCUGAAGCUCCAGCCCUUUCGCGUUGUUAAAUAUUCACUUCCUUUUUAUUGCAUCUGAUUGACAGAUACAAGACCUAAAAAAGGGUGUGAGGAAAUUUGCAGAUGUCUCGUGUUAGCGGAAUUAUUGCAUUUCAAACUAAAAAGUCGAAUCUCGAGCGCGAUUUACGCAAAGAAACUGACAUAAAAUGAGUUACAAAGGGAAAUCGGAAAAUUCCUCACACCUUUUUUGAGUCUAUAUCAUUAUCUAUCAUAUCUGAAAGUUUCAAAGCGAUAGCUUAAAACCUGUCCCGACUGGAAGUCGGAGAAUUUUGAUUUUUGCGUCUAAAAUAGAGCGAGAGAAAAUCAGCUCUAAAGAUUUAGCGCGAAGUCCACGCUUGGCUGUUUAGCUCAGAAAAGGCUCAUUUUAGAAGGGUUAAAAAGCACUUUCUGAUUUUCUUUUUCUGCCAAAUUAAAAUUUAGGACCCACUCAUGCCAAAAAUCCAAAAAAAAAAACAAAAUCGAGCAAUGUACUAAAAUUUUCAUUUACCGAGACCUUAAUUGUAAAUAGGAUUUUAAUAUAGUCAGCAUUGUUGUCAAAAAAAUUUUUUCACUACUAAAAAAAACUAGUGCUACUACUAAUAAUGUUUUAUUCAACUUUAAAAAUAUGUGCAUAAUUUACAGAAAUGUUUGAAGUAAGAAUUAAGCAGCAUAUAACAUUAAGAAUUAUAAAAAUCAUAAAAAUACAAUCAAAGUGUCAAUAAUGAUUAACAAAUACAUUCCUGGCCGCUCAGAUGCGAUCAACAACUCUUGCAGGCGGUCCAGCGUUUUAAUAAUAUACAUAUAAUAUUAUACAUAUACUACUACUACUACUACUACUACUACUACUACUACUACUACUAAGAAUAGUUAAUGGCAGAGUUGAUGGAGAUACUGAGGCAGACCCACUUUUCAUGGAAAAAACGGAACAAGCGUUAUUGAUUAUCUAAUAUGUGAUCAGUGUACAUUUCUCAACGUUGCAAAUUUUGUUGUUAAACAGCCAUCUUAUUUAUCGGAUCAUAUUGCCUUCGUGGCGUGGCUCAAUCUUAACACCAGGUUAAUUGGAGACGAAAUGCACACUCCAAAUAGUAGCAAUAGAUUAUCAAAAUUACCACGGCAAUUUUGCUGGGAAGUUGACUCACACUUAAAAUUCAAAAACGCACUGCGCACGGAACCAAUCCAAAUUCUAAUUAGACAAUAUAUGGAGACAAACACCGAAGAUGUGAAUAUCUCCUUAGAAAACACUAUGAAAAUUCUAACUGAGAGCUCCAAGCUAUGCCUAAAAAUUAAAGCUAAGAAAACUUAUAAGCGUAUUAAGAAAUCAUCCAACAAGAAAUGGUUUGACUGUGAAUGUCGCUUGAAAAGGCAUGAAUUACGAAAAGUCUCAAAUGAAAAGCACCGUGACCCCCUGAACUCCGAAGUGCGGGAAAGAUAUCACAAAGCCUUGAAUGAUUACAAAAAGCUCCUAGACACAAAGAAGAGAGGAUUCCACAAAGAAAAAACAUUACAACUCGACGAACUAGCUCUAAAUCCUGACAAGGCGUCAUUUUGGAAUUGUUUAAAUUCGAUGAGCGACACUUUCAACGAAAAUGUUCCUGCCCCAAUCUCGGAAGAAUCAUGGCUUCACCAUUUCAAAUCUCUGCAUUCUAUUGACCCGACGAAUUCCACGCAUGAACAUGAAAUCCAUAGGGAACUAAAUUCUUUAGAACACGAAAAGGAACAGUUUAACCAUCUCGAUUAUGAGAUAACUGAGAGGGAAAUACGUCAAGCGGCGAAGAAAUUGAAAAAUAAGAAAUCACCAUUUGUUGACAAAAUACGAAAUGAAAUGAUCAAAGCAAGCCUCGAACCACUAAUGCCUGUCUAUGUCAAACUUUUUAACCUCAUUUUACAAUCCGGAAAAAUGCCAGAUGUUUGGUGUCAAGGCCUCAUAACCCCAAUUUACAAAUCUGGUGACAAGAGUGAUCCAACAAAUUACAGAGGCAUAUGUGUUUCUAGUUGCCUUGGAAAACUGUUCUGUUCUAUUUUAAAUCGAAGACUUCACUUGUAUUUUGAGGAAAAUAAGAUAUUACAUAAUUCCCAAAUUGGCUUUUUGCCUGAAAACCGCACUGCAGACCAUGUUUUCACUCUAAGGACCCUAAUAGAUAAAUAUGUGCAUUAUCACAAGGAAAAAGUCUACGCUUGUUUCGUAGAUUUCCGCAAAGCGUUUGACUCUGUUUGGCACGAAGGAUUGUUUUAUAAGCUGCUAAAAACGAAUAUAGGGGAAACUUGUACAACCUCAUGAAAAGUCUUUAUUGCAACUCGACAUGUUCCAUCAAAAUCGGUGAAAACAAAACACAGCCUUUUUCAUAUUCCAGAGGUGUACGUCAAGGCUGUAUUUUAAACCCUCUUUUAUUUAACCUCUAUUUAAACAAUCUACCACUUUUAUUCGAAAACACCUUAUCUGACCCAUUUGUUCUCCCAAAUGGGAAAAAAAUAAAUUCACUUUUCUACGCAGAUGAUUUAGUUAUUCUAUCAAGAUCGAAAAUUGGAUUACAGAACUGUUUAAAUGCGCUUUCUUUGUAUUGUGACAAAUGGAAGCUAAAAAUUAAUCCGAAAAGAAAACAAAAAUUAUGAUAUUCCAGAAACGCCCAAAAAAAUCUAUUGACAUCAAAUUCAACAUAGGCAGUGAGUCAAUUGAAAUUGUCCAAGAAUACACUUAUUUAGGUACACGUUUAACUCCAACGGGAAACUUUACACUUGCACUCGAACACUUAAAAGAAAAGGCCCUUCACGCGUUUUCUAGUAUUCGGAAGCGGACAAUUCUUAACAAACUUAAUCCUAAUACUGCGUCCCAAAUUUUUGACACCAUGGUAUUCCCAAUCUUGAGUUACAACAGCGACGUAUGGGGAAUGUACACCAAGCAAGAUUUUAAAAAAUGGGAUAGCUCCCCAAUAGAAAAAAUCCACCUCAAAUUCUGUAAACGUUACUUAGAGGUUAACAAUAAGGCCUCUAACAUAGCCUGCAGAGCUGAACUUGAUAGACUGCCGCUGCUUAUCCCGAUAAAUCAGAAAAUUAUGAAAUAUUUUGUUUACCUCAACAACAAAGAUAAUGACUCUAUAGUCAAACAGUCUUUCCUUAUGUCAAAGAAUCUACAUUCUAUGAAUAAUUCCGGAUAUUUUUCCAAUUUCAUAAACAUGCUUGAACAAUACAAUCUAACCAGUUUAGAUGCUGAAUCUCUAGAUAAUGAUAAAAUUAGACGAUAUACCACAGAAAUGAGAGAGAAAUAUCUAUCUUUUUGGCGGCACAGCCUCGAAAAUUCAAAAAAAAACUAGAAUUUUAUAAAACUUUUAAAGAUGAAUAUUCUACAUCUGAUUAUCUCUACCAACUAAGACAUUAUGACGAACGACAGAAUUUUGUUAAAUUUAAAAUAAGUAAUCACAAACUUAUGAUUGAACAUGGUCGAUACCAAAUCGAUCAUUUGCCAAGAGAAAAUAGAUUAUGUCCUUUAUGUAACUCAAAUCAGGUAGAAGAUGAGAUUCAUUUCCUCUUUCAAUGUAACAAAUACUCAGUACAGAGACAGGCAUUUAUUAAUCAAAUCAAUCGAAUAAUACCUGAAUUUGACAAGAAAUCAUCUCCAGAAAGCAUAAAACUGAUAAUGAAUUCGAAGGAACAUCAUGUAAAUAAGUUAGUUAUGAAGUUUGUUUCCUCCUGCAUGAAAAUACGUGAUUCAUUGUUAGUAAUGUAACCGAAUUUUUCUAGAUUAUUAUUAGUGCUGUUUUGUUUUAUAUUUUGAUUGUCAUAUACAUGCUUUUGCAAUACUGUAAAAUGAUGCGGUCAUGCAAAUAAAGCAAUUUAUUACUAUUACUAUUACCAUUACUACUACUACUACUACUACUACUACUACUACUACUACUACUACUACUACUACUACUACUACUACUACUACUACUACUACUACUACUACUACUACUACUACUACUACUACUACUACUACUACUACUACUACUACUACUACUACUACUACUACUACUACUACUACUACUACUACUACUACUACUACUACUACUACUACUACUACUACUACUACUACUACUACUACUACUACUACUACUGUAAAAUGAUGCGGUCAUGCAAAUAAAGCAAUUUAUUACUAUUAUUACUACUACUACUACUACUACUACUAUUACUAAUAAUAAUAAUAAUAAUAACAAAUAAGUAAAGAACCUGUACCAUUUAAUAGCCAUAGGCUAAGGCUAACAAACUAUUGACCCUUCUAAACUUUUGGCCCUCAUAUUAAAAGGAUAUAUAGCUUUUACAUCUACGCCUUUGUUUAUGAUUAUAUUAUACAAACUAACAACCCGUAUUUCUUUUCCUAAGGGCCACGUUCAAUGGGAGACAGCGAUGCCAGCUAACCUUGGCUACAUGUCUGCAAUGUUGUACAACCAAAACAACUGCGCAUCAGAAUCCUCUCCUGUCACAAGUAAAUACGAAAUGGAGGUGGGCAAAGACCUGUGUGUCAUGGUGGGGUAUGACAGGGACAGAUGUAUGGGACAUCUCACCGCUGGGGGAUCUGUAGCCAACAUUGAAGCAAUUUGGGCGGGAAGAAAUGUGAAGUACUUUCCACUGGGACUACAAGAAGCUUUGCUGAAGGACAAAAGACUUUCUGGUGCCAAAAGUUACAAGGUACGUUUCCCUGUUUUACUUACGUUCUGGUUUAUUUAUCCAUGCACUUUACCUUUUGCAUUGUUUAGGCAUAAUGUGGACGGAUAGAUUUGGUAGACUAUAUAUAUAUAAGAAAAUACCAUUUUCAGUUUGGCCAGACGUGGCAAAUGAACAUUACUUACCGUGGAGAGUGUUAAGAAGGCACAAAGACCAGAAAGAAGAAAACUAAUGGAGUUUCUGCUUUAAAUAACUCUCAUAUGCCAAGUAAACAUCUGCGAUGAAAUUAACUGGAUUGAGUACACAUGGUGUAAAGAUAUUGCAUCGUUUAAAUCACAACCACUUACACUGUAUAACUUAGGUUCUUUUCACUGGAAACCAUUCAUAUCUUUUUUGUUUGAUUUUUUUAUUAUUAUUGAUUUGCUCAACAUUGUAUGUAAGGUUACAAUAUUUUGAUAGUGCUUAAGAAAUAAUUACAAUAUUGAACAGGAAGUCUCAGAAACCUUUCUGGUCUUAUCGAGGAGACUCCCUGUCAGUUUUCAUCAAUUUCAUUUGAUUAUGAUGACAUAGACGAUUUUGGCUAGUAAAUAAGGUUUUACAUCAUCAAUACUAUAUAUGUGCGUACAUCGAAUAUAUAAAUAAAAUAUUACAAAUGUGGCAUCACUGUUUCAUUCUACCUCUUCACUCAUCAGAUGAAUAUUCUCAAAAAGUUUAAAAGAAUAACUUGACCGACCAUCUCUUAUGUCAUCCGUCAAGCUAUUAUAAAUUAUAUCUAACCCCUUGUUUGCAACAGUAAAUUAUCGUACAUUUGUUUUACCCAAGGGCUUAUGUAGACGUUUGUAUAAACGAGUGUUAUGAUCAUGGAUUUCAUUAUUUUUCUUAAAAUUAAAAAUUGGUUAACGCUCCAGGAAGUUGAUUUUGUGAGGACUGAUAUUUUAGACAUUCAACAACAAAUUUAUUCAUCUGUUAAAUAUUGAGAAUAUUAAAUUGUUGAAAUAAAGAUUUCGACAAAUGAUUAUACUUUUUAAAAAACAGCAUGAUCCCGACUAGUUUUUUUCUGCAGCUUAAAAAUCUUGUCUAGAUUCCCUCGACUCUCAAAGUUUGUCUCGCUUCAGACAGAGAAACAUCGAGAUUUUUUUGUUAUAAUAUUAUAAUUAUUAUUUCCUGGCAAAGAGAAGCUAAGAGAAUUAACCAUGUCCCUGUUCGUGAACAGUCAGUGAGUGUUUAGUGACGGAUCCAUAUAUUUUUCUAACUUUAUUUUUUCUCCGGUCAGGUUUUAUUGCCUCAAAGAGGAAAAAGAAGAAGAAUUAAUCAGCGCUUCACAGUGGGAACUCCUUAACCUUGAUGUCGACACUAUCUUACAAAUGCCUUCAGAUGUACAAGCUUUGGCAAGCCUCGAACAUCAUGAAUUUAUGGAAAUAAUGUCGAAGUACCUUUAUGAGUCCAUUGGAACGCAGGAGUUUGUAAGGCGACAUAUGCUAACACAAAGUCCAUGCAUUGUUGUUCCAAGCACAUUACACAUUUCCUUGACGAAAGCAGCCACAAUCCUUGGACUUGGUCGAGAGAGCCUUGUUUCUGUAGCAGUUGACGAAAACUCGCGGAUGGAUCCUAUUGGUUUGUAACAGUUUCUGUCUAGAACCCCCCCACUAACUGUAGGGUGUAUUUAGUUAACAUUAACAAAAUGCGUAUGAACCAACUUGUGAGUUAUAUAUGGAAGUGAAUUACAUUUACUUACUCUUUGCUUGUAAUCGAUCAUCACAGUUGUUUUUCAUUGAAAGAUAACAUUCACUUUUAUGGAAUUUUAGAUUUGAACCGCAUUCUACAAGAAAAAUUGGAUAAGGAAAUUCCAGUCAUAACGGUAGUAGCUGUCACAGGAACAACAGAGCAAGGCGCCGUUGAUCCAGUGACUGCAGUUGUCUAUUCGCGCGAAAAGUUUAGAAUGAAGGUAAGGAUAACUUGAAGUAUAUCUGACUUCAUAUCUGAAAUUUCUUACACUGUCAAAACCAUUGUACUCAUCAUCAUCAUCAUCAUCAUCAUCAUGAUAAUCAUCAUUUCUUUCUUCAUCGUGAUCACUAAGAUCAUCAAUCGUUUUCGGCGAUGUAUUAAUUAUAUAGAUCCUUUUUACCUGGCACCACUUUCCUAAAAUAUUUAUGCCAUAAAUUAGGUAUUACUUUGAAGAAUUGUCUAUUUUAAAAACCCUUGUCUUUAUUUAUAUGAAGGGUCUGAACUUCAGCAUUCACGCGGAUGCAGCCUGGGGAGGAUAUUUCUGUAGUAUGCUGCGCGCGCAGCCGGAGAGCAGUCCUAUGCCGACAGCCAAACAAACAGGAUUUGUUCCAGAAAUGUACCUGAGUUCCUACGUCCACGAACAGUUAUCAGCUCUCCACCAUUGUGAUACAAUCACUGUUGAUCCCCACAAAUCUGGCUUCUGUCCUUAUCCUGGUGGUGCAAUCUGUUAUAGAGACAGAAAGAUGAAUUCAUUUCUGUCAAUCACCAGUAAGGCGCUCUUUUUGCAUGGGAACAUGCUUCUUAAUAAUGUUGGUAUCGAAGGAUCCAAACCUGGGGCAGCUGCUGUAGGGGUCAUGAUGGCAAACAGGGUAACCAUUUAUGAAUCUUUUUCUUUUAGUAUUGUAUUAAAAAAUAGUCUAUAUAAGACAGCCCAAUUAUUACGACUAUUUUUCGACAAAACACCAAGUUAUUUUUCUGGCUCAUGUGUGAUAUCAUCAUAAAAAAAAUAACCAUAGAAUUUGAAUCAAUCUCUUCUGGAAACAAGUGAGCUUGAUGCUUAUAGCACAGUUGUUAUUCUAUGCGUAGGGUGAAAGAAGCAAAGGUUUUCGGUUUCAGAAAUGCACAGAUAUGCGUAUUCUAAGUAAGCUCGAAAUUUGUCAAUAUGGAUGCGAAAACCUCAAUAUGUGUGGCGAAGCCUUUUUCUAACCCUCAGGUCUGGUUGUUCCGCUGGAAACGGAAACAGUAAACAAUUCGAAAAUUUAUCAAAGUCCAUUAAAGCGUAAUUUUUGUACUACAGAAUUUAUGUUUAAAAGAGGGAUUAGUCAACUAUUGUUCUUGCCAGUUGCUUAUAGGAUGAAUAAAGCUUACUUAGUGUUCUUCAAUAUCGUUUUCCUCUUUUCGUAGGUCAUUGGUCUUCACAAACACGGUUAUGGUCGUAUCCUGGCUGAGUGCAUGUUCAACGCAAAGAUUCUGUACUGUCAGUGGGCAACGCUGGCCAAAGAAGACGACAUUUUUGUCAUCAAAACGACGAUUCCUCUACCCAGUUUGACUAACUGGUCAGAGGAGGAUCAUAUUACCUUCAUCAGAGAACGAAUUCUCGCAAAAAGCAACGAAGAAAUUGCUCGGGUAAAUCUUUUAGCUUGUUUAUCGCUGGCGUUUCAUAAGUGGUAUUUUACAAGUCAGAGUUAUUAGUCAAAAGUAAUUAAAUAGUAGGAGGUUUUGUACAGCCCAAUAACGUCAGUCUAAUUACUGUUAAUAACUUUUAUACAUAACUCUGCUGUUGAAUGACUCCCGACAACUAAUUCCUAUUCUAAGAAAACAUACGACAAAACACAUUUUUCACUCUUUCUGAGUGCCUUUCACGACCUUAACUGAUUACCAGUUACAGGUGUAGGUGCGACCAGGCUUUUGCCAGCUAAUCGGAUUUGAGAAAUUUAGGACCAAACGAUCAUUGAUUAAUAGACCGUUUUUAGCUUGUAUCUUUUGUUUUCCAAUUGCAGACCACGUGAUCGUACCUGAGAGAACUGUUUCUUUCAAACGUCGUCCGAUGCACGUGCAUCCACGUGCAUAUGUAUGCAUAAUGUAUGAAAAGACAAAAAGGAAAAUCCCCAGGCGAACAUCAUCACGUGGUCUGAAUAGGGAAAACAAAACUUACAAGCUAAAAUGGUCUAAUGAAAGUUUCAUCAAAGCAGACGUUCCGGGUACUAUUAAAGCCCUUUGUUAUAAAGGGAACAAUAGCACUUUAACUGACGUCACCUUUUGAAUUUGCUUGCGGUGACAAUUUUUUUUCACUUUAUCAUUGACAGCGAGGCAACUCUUUGAUAAAACGUACAGCAGCAAGGUUAAGUACUGUUUUAUCUUGUCUGUCGUCUAGGAUGAUAAAGCUAUGCUUUACCUAAAAGAAGUGGGCCCUGAUACCUUGAUACCGUGUUUCGCUGUAAACCUGAAAGGAAACCAAAGCGUUGAAGUGUGCAAUGCAAUCAACACAGCGAUAUUCGAAAGGCUCACUCACACAUCAGGGGAACAUACAGCGUUUCGCAUCCCAAUGCUUGUUACCUCAUCAAGUAUGGUGUCCCACGUCCACAGUGUUGCAGCCACAAAUUUAAAGACAAGAUUAGGGGUAAGAGAGAACAAAAAGAAUCGAAAUCUGGUAUAACGAGAAACCUUCUCGAUGCCCUUUCCUUUUGGAAAUUCGAUUUAUAUUUUAAAAGAUCACGUGAUAUAUCUAGGACCAUAUAAAUAACUGAAAAUUAUUGAUGGUUUUUCUUGACCACAGCCAUGAAAAGUGAGGCAGAAUUACGCGUGUCUAAACUGCAAUAUGCACUAAUCUACACAUCUUUCUUUCUUUCUUUUUUUCUAUUCAGCUUAACUCAAACAACGACACACCAGUCAAAUAUAUCAUAACAACUUGCAUGGAUCCCUGGGUCACAUCUUUAGAUUUCAUGGACCACGUGUCAUCUGUCAUGAGGAACACUAUUUUGUGCGCAAUUGGAAGGGUAAGGGCUAAUUUACUUUUCAAAAAACCUUUGAUUUUAAAAGGUUGAAUGCCGUUAACACAUCAAUUAUUUAUGAUCAACACUGCUAUUUUCAUCUCUGCUUUAUAUUUAAGGUUACUGAUCCUACUGCCCUCCACAACUUUGUCAGUACGGGAGUUGUCAAUGAACAGAACGAAGUAAUCGCCUGUUAUGUUGGAGAUUUUAACAGAGUGCAGAAGCAGUACGAAGCAAUUGUCAAGUUAAAAUUCAUGCACGACAGGGACGCCGAGAAGUACAUCACUACAGAAAAGAAGUUGUUAAAGGAAAAUGGUGCCCGAAAACCAAUUGUCUUCCGAAGCAAACGGCAAAGACUUCAUGAUGUCUUCUUCAAGGAUACAGGGUACUCUGGUGAAUUGGAGGAGUUCGACUGUUUCAUUGGGUUGCCUUCUGAUAACAGUAACCACCCGUUUAUGAGUCCAAAAAUGAAGAUCAUAGAUGUUCCACGUUACGAACAUUUUGACAACCAUGAAUCUCCUGAGCAAAGUGACUACUUCAUGUACGGUGACAUGAAAAACGUGUUUUUGUUUCACAUCCCUGCCAAGAGUUCCGACUUCUAUCAGGUAACAACGCUCUGUUGA